Molecule: messenger RNA, 576 nt
Organism: Parnassius apollo (apollo)
Lineage: Eukaryota; Metazoa; Arthropoda; Insecta; Lepidoptera; Papilionidae
Source: the annotation of a GenBank genome assembly
AUGUCUUCGUCACGUCCAAGCGGUGGUCGAAAUUUCACGGACGCAGAAUUGGCCAGAUAUCUGAACUAUGAUGGUGUCACUAGUGAUAGCGAUGGAGAAACUGAGGGGAGUGAAACUGAGGAUUAUUUGGAGGUUGAGGAUUCUGAACAAACUGAUGAAGACGACGAGCCAAUGGAGCACAAUGUGAUGCGGGUCUGUUUGGUAACCGCUGGAGUUGGUGACAGCGCUUACCUAAACAGGCCAUAUUUGUUAACACCUAUUAUAAAUCCUGUUACUGAGGCUGAAAAGCGCUAUAAUGAAGCACACAUAAAAACUAGAAAUGUUAUUGAAAGGACAUUCGGUGUCUGGAAGCGUCGCUUCCCUGUUGUGGCAUUAACACUGCGUUUAUUAUUGCCUAAAGUUCAGGCAAUAAUAAUUGCUACCGCAGUAUUGCACAAUAUUUGUAGGAACCACAAUUUAGAGGAAGUUUCUUCAGAAGUAGAGCUGCCAACAGCGGAAAUAAAUGAAGAAGUGUACUUUACGGAAGUUCAGAAUGUUAGUGAAAGAACAUCCCUUAUAAAUAAUUAUUUUAGAUAA